Messenger RNA from Raphanus sativus (radish), 993 nucleotides. Its product is annotated as PLAT domain-containing protein 2-like. NCBI's taxonomy places the organism in Eukaryota, Viridiplantae, Streptophyta, Magnoliopsida, Brassicales, Brassicaceae. The record is from RefSeq and is a predicted model, not a curated record. The coding region runs from base 392 to 931 and encodes 179 amino acids. The transcript is spliced from 3 exons. Gene Ontology annotation, molecular function: protein binding.
UCUGCCUCAGUUUCGUGAAUUCUCCAUCAAGACGCUAAGGAACGCUAUUUCAGGUUUUGUUACAGAGAAUAAAGUAUCAAAGCAUGGAGAGAAAGCUCCCAGUGUUGUGUACAAAGAAAAACUUGAUAACCAAAGCGUAUUGCUGUCAGGAGGUUUAAUAGGAAAGCUUGGCCUGAUUCUCGUCAGUUUCUGGAGGAGGACGCUAAAGCUGUUGGGCAGUUAAAGGAAAUAUAGGAUGGCAAAUCUGCUUGGAUGUUGCUAUGAAGGUGAAGAGAGACUUCUUGUUGCUGAGUUUAUGCCUAGCGAAAUUUUGGCAAAACAUCUUUUCCAAUGUAAGAUAUGAGCUCUCUUCUCUGGUUACAUCCAAACCUUGUGUUGUGUCUCAGUAUGUAUGACAGAAACUGUUGAUAUGUUUCUAUUUCUCACAUUCAAAUCACUAAUGAUGGCUCCUCAAGACGUUAUUUUCCUCUCCGUCCUCAUUGCCACCAUCUCCAUCGUUGCAUCCACAGAAAGAUGCCAAUACACAAUAUAUGUCCAAACCGGAACGAGAAAAAACUCCGGCACAGAUUCGAUCAUAGGAGUUAUAUUCGCCGAAAAAGUCGUGUACAUCGAAUUUAAGGACCUAGCGAGUUGGGGUGAGACUAGAGAUCGAGACUAUUUCGAGAACGGUAAUCUGGAUGUUUUCAAUGUGACGGGGCGGUGUCUUCCCAACCCAAUAUGUUUUAUGAGACUAUCAACUGACGGCUCCGGCAACAAGCCCGGCUGGUAUGUUGAGUACGUGAAAGUAGAGAUGAGCAAGAUUGGAACUCCGAGCACUCAUCAGUUCACUGUGAAGCAAUGGCUUGCCCUCAGUGAGAAACCGUAUCAGCUAUAUGCCGCACGAGACGACUGCCCUUCUGUGACUCAAUCGCUUGAAUCAAUGAAUCCAUGAAAUAUAUCUUGUGAACGAUUAAUGGCGAUAUGUAUUUCAAAUAAAAUAAAGAAAAAAUUACA